AUGUUUCAAUUGUUUUCUUUCACUAUUUUCCUUCUAUGUUUACCCAACCAUAUUUCCCUUCCAUAUUCAUCUUUUUCCUCUCUUUCCUGCCCCUUUUGUCAGCUUGCUAAACAAGAAGAAGAGCUUCGUAUGGAAGAGGAGGCUUAUUAUGAAGCCAGGAGGGAGGCUGCCCGUAUUGCCAGACUCCAGCGUGUUGCUAAGGAACAAGCCGCAAAAAAUUUCUCCAAAAUUGGUGCUACUGGCCGCUCUUGGCUAGGAGAUAAUGAAAACGAAUGGGAUGUUGCUGGAGGGGAAGAUGAUUUUGAAAUGUUUUUAGCAAGUGUAAAGGCCCGAUCCUUAUCUGCAAGAACACAGCUGCGCCAAGCCUCUGCUGAUGGCCAGAGUACAAGUAGCAGCACCACCCACACAAGGGACCGCUCGCAUACCGAGGCGUCGUCCUUAGACCUCGAGUGGGAUCAUGAAGCAGGCAUUGUGCCUCAGAAAGCUCCACGUUCUGCAACAGAAGAAAAUUUGGUGGCAUUGGCUGCUCAAGAAAUCCUGCAAGUUAGUCCAGUUAAUUCCAAUGACCUUGAAUGGGACAAUGAUUAUGCUCCCUCACUGGUGCUCCCUUCACUCUUUCUCUCUUUUCCUUCCUUCCUCCUUAUUUCUUUUCUUCCUCCUUUGCUCUCCCCCCCCCACGCUCUCUUUUCUUUUUCUUUUUUUUUUAAAUGGUGGCAAGAUGACUGUCAAAAUAGUUUUGCCCGUAGCUUCAAUUGGGAUGAUAUUUCCUCUGUUGCUUCAAACUGGCUCCCCAGUUCUUCCUUUGGAAUUGGUUGUCCAACAUUUAUAUUUACAGCAUGUAUAUUUUUGGAACUGAGGCUUUUUCUCUCUCUCUCUCUCUCUCUCUCUGUAUCAUGUGAUAUUUGCUUGGCAAUUCAUAAGGACAUGGACCAAAGUUCCUAA
Molecule: messenger RNA, 942 nt
Organism: Acanthosepion pharaonis
Lineage: Eukaryota; Metazoa; Mollusca; Cephalopoda; Sepiida; Sepiidae
Source: the annotation of a GenBank genome assembly